UCAUUUCCUGCUGGAAUGUUGUAUGAAAGGACAUUUACAUUUGAGGACGGAGGAGUUGCUACAGUCAGUGGACAUAUUAGGUUUAAAAGUGAUGAUUAGUAUGGCAUUGAGACAAUGUUUUUUAGAAGAGAUCUUUGAAGUCAUUUUUCACAUGGAAAAAAAUUUUCUUAAUUCUACAGUCUUGAGGGCGAUUUGUUUAAGCACAGAUCCAUGUUUCAUGGCGUAAACUUUCCCGCCGACGGACCCAAAGUGGGAAAGAGGACAACCGACUGGGACCCGUCCUUUGAGAAAAUGACCGUCUCUAGCAACAUUUUGAGAGGUGACAUGACUAUGUUCCUACUACUCAAAGGAGGCGGUUAUUACAGGUGCCAGUUUCACACUUCUUACAAGUAAGGAUGUUGUUUCUGCAACACACUUCCAACGGUUGAAUAUCAUUUCUUUGGAGCAUUUGGAUCGAUCUUCUGUGUUUUACGGGAUAAAAGCAACCGAAGGGACUUGAGAGAACGGCUUAACACUAAUUUUUCCCGUCAAUAAAAUGUUUGAGAUCGAAAAAGAUUCUUCUUUGUUUCCUUCCCUGCAUUUCUCAAUAAGAGAUGUUCCGGGCGAUAGAAAAAAUACUCAUUAUUAACAAAAGUGAUUGCUGAACUACACUGUACCCAAAAUAAAAACAAAGUUCAAGAGCAUUAUGUUCAAAAAACAGAUGAAAAACCCAACGCUCAUAGGGAGCAUAUUUUUUAUUUUAAUAAGUUUUUUUUUCUUCUUUCGCACAGAGCAAAGGAGCCGGUCACACUGCCUUCGAACCACGUCGUAGAACAUCGUAUUGUGAGGAACUACCUUGAUGACGAAGACGGCAUGAAGGUUUAGCUGGAAGAAAUUGCUGUGGCUCAUGUUAACCCUUUGUAACUGGGAUGGAAGUACUUUUAUUACCUUAUUACUUCUGACGUUAUUGUAAUACGAAUAAAUUCAG
Molecule: messenger RNA, 967 nt
Organism: Pocillopora meandrina
Lineage: Eukaryota; Metazoa; Cnidaria; Anthozoa; Scleractinia; Pocilloporidae
Source: the annotation of a GenBank genome assembly